Molecule: messenger RNA, 5373 nt
Organism: Corvus hawaiiensis (hawaiian crow)
Lineage: Eukaryota; Metazoa; Chordata; Aves; Passeriformes; Corvidae
Gene: MAFK
Product: MAF bZIP transcription factor K
Exons: 3
Coding region: 416-886 (156 amino acids)
Biological process (GO): regulation of transcription by RNA polymerase II
Cellular component (GO): nucleus
Molecular function (GO): RNA polymerase II cis-regulatory region sequence-specific DNA binding; DNA-binding transcription factor activity, RNA polymerase II-specific
Source: RefSeq, a predicted model, not a curated record
AAUGAUGGAGAGAGGGAUGGUGCUCUGCCUACCAUGCUGCAAUGUGCUGGAAAUCCAUGUCGUGCCUCCGAGCGGCAGAGGCACGGCGACAAAGAUUUAAGCAUCUGUAGUUGCCUUCACCUGUCAGCUCAGAUGUUACCCGUGGUAGGCACAUUCGUUUGGCUAGCGCUCUGGAGCGGGGAAUAACUUGCGGAUAAACGAGAAAUUUAAACAGCUGCCUAGGAAUUAAAUGGCUGCAUUUAGGAGAGAGUAGAGUAUUCCCUGCAUAGCUGUCGGUGCCGAACUGAGACGUGAUGGCAGAGAUCCCCGUUGCCGCUUGAACCUUGCGCUGUUUUUCUGCCCUCGGGAAGUUGUCGCUGGCCCAGCGGAAGUUGCAAUUUCUGAGCAGUUUUGUCCGGAAGACUGUGCUCAGGUUAUGACGACUAAUCCCAAACCGAACAAGGCAUUAAAGGUAAAGGAGGAGUCAGGAGAGAAUGCCCCGGUGCUGAGUGAUGAUGAACUCGUGUCAAUGUCCGUACGGGAGCUGAACCAGCACCUGAGGGGUCUCACCAAAGAGGAGGUCAUCCGUCUGAAGCAGCGGAGGCGCACGCUGAAGAACCGGGGCUACGCUGCCAGCUGCCGCAUCAAGCGUGUGACUCAGAAAGAGGAGCUCGAGAGGCAGCGGGUUGAGCUGCAGCAAGAGGUGGAGAAGCUGGCCAGAGAAAACAGCAGCAUGAAGCUAGAGCUGGAUGCCUUGCGCUCCAAGUACGAAGCACUCCAGACCUUUGCUCGUACUGUGGCGCGAGGGCCUAUUACCCCGACCAAAGUUGCCACCACCAGUGUCAUCACCAUCGUGAAAUCAGCCGAAAUCUCAUCCAGUUCUGUGCCGUUUUCAGCAGCGUCCUAGUGCCCUCGGUGGGGGGAACUAGCAGCCUUUCAGAGGGGAGGGGAUAAGGCUCUUAUGCAUUGUUCCGGAGUCCUUGGUCACGUCAAGAAUUGGCAUUUUAAGAAGUCUCUUCCAAAAGUGCAAAAAACAGAAGAAAAAAAAAAAAGAAAAUAGAAAAACAAACAAACCCAAAGGGUUCCUACAAAGGGAACUUAACUGGCUGCUUCUGUCUGGACUCAGUGGCUCCAUCAACCUCUCGUGUCCAGGAUUUGAGCUCUGUAUGCAGUACAAAUUGCAAGAUCUGCUUCCUCCUUCCCCCCCGCCUCCACAAACCCCUCUCAGCUGUGGGCAGCUUUCCAGCUGGGAGAAGAUACCUGAGGAGCCUCCGGAGUCUUCGUGAAUGAUGCUCAAGAGCCAGGAAACAGAUGGACCGUAGAAAUCAUCAUGUGAGAUGAAUGUAUGGGAAAAAGAGUUUCCUUCAGUGGCCUCCUACUCCUUGUAAGAAGGGUCUCCCCUACCUUUCCCACUUCCAUCUGAUACUAUUAACGAGGGCAGGAAUAUAGGCUUUUUGGAUUUGAUUUCAUCCUGCUAAGAGUGGAUGGGAGUGGGAGGAUGAUGGAGAUAAAUGCUUGGGUCUGACCACACCCAUUAAGAAUAACCUUUUGUUUUCAAUCCAUGCUGUUAAAAUAUGGAAAAAUAUAUAUUUUACAUAUUUUAAUAUGCCCCAUUACCUGUGUGGCCUGUAAAAAAACUACAUUGCAGCCUCCUUUAUUCCAAGCCCAAGUUCCCCAAUAGCUCCUUCCCAAAGGUGUGCCUGUGAAUUGGUUAUAUUUAUGCAGUUUAUUUCUUCCAAAUGAUCCACAGUCUUGAAGUAGCAGCUUUCAUUUCCUGGAUUACCUGAAGCUGAAGGGAGGGAGGCACAGUAAAUACUGUGAAGAGCAGUGUGAUGGGGAGGAGAAGGGGAGAUGAGGAGGAAAAAUGCUGCAUGUAUUACUGGUGGAGGCAGAAUUGGCUGUGAGAGAAGGUGGGACAGUUCUGCUGGGAUCAGCACUAUGAGAAGGGGUUUGUGCAGAGAAUUUUGGAAGGAUGUUUUUAAAGCACUGAAGUGUAACUAGAGGGCAAUAGCAUUCAGCCAGGAGGAGAGACGUUUAGAGUCUCCUCUUUGACAAAAGCAUUGGUAGGUUAGCAAUGAGCAUCCUUAGCUGGGGAGCUGCGCUCGCCAGUCCUUGGUGAUCAGAGGAGGGCUAUGGGGAGGUCAGAUGGGAGCUUGGAAGAGUCUUUCCCUCUCCAUAGCACAUCAGAUGCUGAAUUUGGGAUCCAAAGAGUACAGUGAACAACCCUCAGUGUUCAGACAACCUGUGUGAAUGUGACCCUGAAACUUGAUGCUUUCUCUUGCAAAGGGGUGAGUUAUCCCGAGAGGCACACGGAGGGCAGGAUGGAAAAUCAGUGCGUGUGUAGGGGACAGAAGAAUUGGGAUUGAGAAGUCGUUUGUUUGGCUCUGAGCAGUGGUUUGGGAGAGGGAUUUCUGGCUUGGCAGUGGGCAGGAUUUGGGAAGCUGAAAGGAGAGAUUCUGCUGUCUCACAGCAGUGAUGAAAUGUUGAAUGUUUCCAGGUCACUGUAAAAAAAAAAAAAAUAGCUAUGUUGGUGUUCGUGUGUUUUCUUGUUGUUUUUUUUCUUCUUGAAGUAGGAAAGAAAAGGGACUGUGAGUUUUGUAGGGCAGGUCAGAGACUUGUGGAAUGGACGAUGCCUGUUGUCAUGCAGGUGAGAAGAGAAUGAGAUUGCUGAGGUUUAAGAUGAGGAGAAGAGCUUAGAGAACUUGGGCUCCAGAACAGAAAACAAAGAUCACGGAGAAUUCAUAAGUGGUUUGGACUGAAAGAGAAUAAUCAAGUGCUACCGUUGUUGGAAAGAGGACAGUGAACUGGCAUCUGACACCCAGUAUAAUUUGUUGUUUGAGGCUUUGUCUUGCCUUGAAUGGCAGUAAGUUGGUAGACAUUCAGUGAAGCCCUACUUGUCUUUGGAAGAAGUUGUUAGCUUGCUUUUUCUUUUUUUUUUUUUUCACCUUGUCAUCGGAGUCUCUGGAUUUCCCAGGAGGAUCCUUUGUGAAAUAGGUUAAUGAAAAGAGAAACCUCAGACUUGGUUCUCAUUCAGUCCCCAACAUCGACAUCCGUGACCUUACUGAGCCAGAAAGGGUGUCAGUGAAAUGCUUCCUGAAGGCUCGUUCCCCCUGCCAGAUCCAUGUGUUUUGGAGGGGAGCAGGGAGUUUCCUUCAAGUGAUUUUCCAACAUGUAGAGUUUGGAUGACACUUAGUGUUACCUCAUUUCUCCUCCAUUCCCUCCCUAUCUCCAAACAGGCAGAUCGAUGUCCUGUGUAUCAGUUAUUGACUCCCACAGCAGAAGCUGAGGAAGAGAAAGAUGUUACGGUCAUUUCCUGGUCCUCUCAUGUUCUCCAGCUCACAGACAUUGGACACUUUCCCAGACCUUACAGGUGCCUCCAAAAACAGGCAAAAUGGAGACUCCUGGCACUGUUGGGGCUUUAAAUGAAAACUUUAAUGAAAAAGGCCAGUUGACUUGAAAAUGCCCAAAUGCUUCCAGUCUUUAAAACAGCUCCAGAGCUCCAUAACAUUCCUGGCUAGAUAGGAACACCCUCUGGCUGCCCUUGACACCCCUCCGGGGAAAUCAGACCUGUCUCACCAAAGGGGACGGAGGUCGAACUUUGUUCCGUGGGGUCUUCUUGCUGUUGGAAUGAGUUGAGAAACAUAUCUUUAUGUGGCACUUCCCUUGUGGCCAAGUAUUUCUUUUUUUUCCAGUUCUUGGAAGGGUGCCAAAGGCUUGUCCUAGUGAUUGCUAGUUUGGUGCUGGUAGGCACUUAAAUCUCUGGUCACUCAAUAAAGAACAAGAGGCCUGGGUGUUGUUAAAGCUGUUGAUACCAUAGCCAUGGUAGGUAAUCCAUAUUGGAUAUCCAUAAGGACCACGUGGAAAUAUUUAAAGAGAGAGAAAUAUAUAUAUAAAUAUAUAAUUAUAUACAUUUUAUCGUACAGAUUUUUCGUAAAAAAGAAAAAAAAUAAUUUUUUUUCCAAGUUUGAUACUGUAAAUCUUUAUUAAAAGAAAUUGCCAGUCCAGGGCUCCCUGGGUGGUGACCUGGAGGGGAAUGAAAUGUCCUGGCUAAACUUCCACAGAGGGAUCAGAAUUGCAAGGUAACGUGGAGGGAGGAAUGACCCGAAAGCUGUUGAUCGCGUUGGAGACCCAGCUCCUCCACCCUCCUCCCUGGAGGGCCCUCCAGCUUGGGGUUGUCGCGUUGCAUUCCUCUGGGGUUCGGUUCGUUUCUGUUGUGUUUUAUUUUUUUUUUGUUCGUUUUGUUUUGUUUGUUUGUUGGUUUUUUUUUUUUUUUCUCUCCGUCCUGCACUUGCCAGCCUGACACCCAGGGCGAGCGCGGCGUGGGGAGCCGGCGGCGUGGGACGCGUGCCCGCGGCCGCACCUCCCGCACGUCUCUUUGCUCCAGUACUUUGGAUGCCGGGGCUCCCUUCUCUGCUCCUCUUAGCUUGUCCCCCCGACCCCGCUGAGGCACGGGGGCUGUUGCUGGGAUCCCUCUCCCCUGGGCCUGGCCUUUCUUUGGUUGCUCCCCAUCCGCAGCGUGACGUGGGAAGCGAGGGCUGGGCGGGAGGCAGGAGAAGACGAAAGCGUCGUCGCGCAGGGACCGGGAAGGGACACCUCUGUUCUCGUAGACGUGUUUGCUGUGCUCUCUGUCGGGAGUGGGGAACCUUUCCCUCCAGGGCAGCUCCAGAUCGCUUUGAAACAAGGCAGAGUCUCUGCUCUCGCCCAACCCUACCGUCUGCUGGGAGGAGACCGCAAAGUGCAGAGACCUGGGUGCCACGGCAGCUCCGGGACGGCGGGGAGGGACGAGGCUCUGGCACUGGGCUGGGGCGGAGGCGAGCUGUGCCACAGCGGUCAGGCCACGGGAUGGCUCAGACCCGGGGAGGAGGAGAAGGUGGCAGUUUUUUCUCUCUCGAAUCAUUUAAACUUCAUUGUCAUGAUUGUUUUUAUUUAAAAAAAAAAAAAAAAAAAAGGAAAAAAAGAAAAAAAAUGGGGAAAAAAAAAAAAGGAGAAAAAAAAAAAAGAAACAAAACACAACCGAAAAACUUUUGUAAUGUGGAUUUGUUUUCCUUCGUCUGUAUUUCAGUCUGCUGGGGUGUUUCUGUAGAUGGUGGAUACUUGCUUUCAUUUUUUUAAUGAUAGAAGUCUUCUGUUUUAAGUUGUUUUUUAUCACCAGCUCAUUCUAUCCUCUGUGGUUACUCAGUAAUUUCAUUUCAAUAUUUAUUUUUGUGCUGCUUUUUUAUUAUAAAAUAAAUUAUUGAUAUACCAAGCAAUGUGGAUUCCUGUUUGUAAGGCGAAUAGCCCUGUGUAUGUGUCCAUUACUUCUCUUGACAGCCACAACGUAAUUUAUUGCUGUAAAUUUAGCUGCAGUGACUGGUUUUUUUGUACCUUUCCAAUAAAGCAUUUUCUGGUUUCAGA